AUGAUUACUGGCGAUUAUCCACCACCAAAAUAUGAAGAAAUUCUUAAAAAUGAUAAUGAAGAUUCUAUCAUCACUGAUACCACUACCGUUUCUUCGUUUCCCGCACCAUUAUCACCAUUAGCAGGAACAAACAUAGCAAACACGAAUGAAAAUAUUAUUGCAGUUACACCAUUCCGUGUUAACUUAAUUUCCUCAACUACACCUGUUUUUGGACCAUAUCCUAUUGAAACCGAUUGUCCAUAUUGUCAGGCGCAUGUUGUAACAUCAAUACAAAGGAUAAUCGGUGUGUUACCGUGGAUUAUUAUGGGAAUAUGCUUUCUACUCGGUUUCUUUCUACUUCUCCCAUGGUGCCUUUGCUGUGUCCCAUUUUACAUAGAUAAUUGUCGGGAUGUCGUCCACUCAUGUCCAUCCUGCAAACGAACUCUUGGACGCUUUAUUAGAGUAUAA
Cercopithifilaria johnstoni is the source of this 447-nucleotide messenger RNA. The record is from the annotation of a GenBank genome assembly. NCBI's taxonomy places the organism in Eukaryota, Metazoa, Nematoda, Chromadorea, Rhabditida, Onchocercidae.